Eriocheir sinensis (Chinese mitten crab) is the source of this 1297-nucleotide messenger RNA. RefSeq lists its product as uncharacterized. Lineage: Eukaryota; Metazoa; Arthropoda; Malacostraca; Decapoda; Varunidae. The record is from RefSeq and is a predicted model, not a curated record. The coding region runs from base 341 to 1282 and encodes 313 amino acids. The transcript has 2 exons.
UGGGGCGGGUGUGGGAGGUGUGGGCGGGGAGGCACAAGUGGCGGCAGCGGUGGCGGCGCGGGGCAGCAGCAGCAGCGGGAGGCGGCGGGAGGCGGGAGGCGGUGGCGGCGGGGUCGGGCUGGCUGCCGCUGCCGCCGCUCAGUGUCACUGGUGAGGUCGUCCCGGGAACCGCGCGCCAGUGUAGCCGUGGAGAGUGGCGGCACGUGCUGUGUUAGUGGUGUGCGGCAGCCGUGUGAGGCGUUACUGGGCAGCGCGAGGACAGCAGGGGUCUCGCCGCAAGCUGCCGGCGCGGGGGAAGGGCUAAGCUCCUCGGGGGUGUUGGUUGGGCGGCCGUGUUUACAUGAUGACGGUGGCGGAGGCGGAGUUGGUGAGGCGGGCUGCGGAGAAGGGACGGAGCGCGUCAUUCUGCGCUCCCUCCCAGCCGCUGUCCGCCCUCCACGCCGCGCACUCCUCCUCGGAUAUCACGAUGGAUGCCCGUGCCCACGCCGCGGCCCUCGUGCAGGGGGCGCAGCAGCAGACACAGCAGGCACAGCAGCAGCAGGCGUCGUCCAGCCCGCGGACGCGGCUCAAGGCCACCCACGCCACGCGCCGCUCCCAGUCCUGCCGCGUGCAGGGCUCCAGGCCGCCCCGCGUGCGGCGGCAGGAGUCGCCGCGGACCUCCGAGCCGCAAUUGGAGCUGGACGACGACGCCAACGCUGCCUUUACCCGCGCCACGCAGGAGGACGCCUCCUACAACCCCUUCCUGCGCAAGGUUCCCUCCUGCGGCCGCCUGGUAACCCUGACCCCUGACGGCGGCAGCGGCGAGGACGUCGACAGCUCACCUGUGCUCCGCCGCUCGGCCUCCGCGCGCCGCCCCACCACGCGCCCGCCCACCGCCUCGUCCCCCAACCACUCGCCCACGCCCACGCGUGUCACCCGUCCACCCCAGAACGCCCGUCAGGCGGGCAAGAAGACCCAGGCGCUGGUGAGCCGCGGGUCCCGCCGCAGCGCCACCGGCGCCGCGGGCUACCUCGAGGUGAAGCCCUCGGGCUCCAACGAGGGACUCGACCCGGACUCUUACCUGCUGAGGAACUUCUCCACCACCACCAAAGGUACGUGGCGGCUAAUUGGGCAGGUGAGAGGCGUUGGCAGGUGUUGUUCCCGGGACUGUCAGGUAAAGCAAACACGUCCAAACAAAAAGCAAACAGCCAUCCCGCCUCACACGCGCAUCUUCGUUAAACAGACAGAAGUAAACACCCGCAGCGACUUGCGUGGAGAAUGUAAACAAGGGAAACUGAAGUAAACGCAAAGUAAACAA